This is a messenger RNA of Paramuricea clavata, 5750 nucleotides long. NCBI's taxonomy places the organism in Eukaryota, Metazoa, Cnidaria, Anthozoa, Malacalcyonacea, Plexauridae. The record is from the annotation of a GenBank genome assembly.
CUUCGUUUUCAUUGUAAACGUAUAAAAAAGUUGCAUUGAUGAAUUUGUUUUGAUGUUUUCUAGCUCCAAAUGAAUGUGAGUUGUACAGCCCAUGUCAUGCAAACGCAACCUGCAUGGAUACUGAAAUGUCUUUCGAUUGUAAAUGUAUUGACGGACAUACUGGAGAUGGAAUCUCAUGUGUUGGUCAGUAUUUUAUAACAUAUUUGAUACUUUAUAUAAACAUUACGUAUUAAUAUGUGUUAGAUACCUUAUAGCAAGGUCUAUUAUAUACGCGAGGGAUUUACAAUGUGACGUUCUGGCAGCCAUGUAGGGUUAGGGGUUAGGGAAUAAAGCCCGUACUCUAAAAGCUCGCUCGCACUCAACGAGUGGAGGUUCAAUGAGUGUCAAUGCUGUUUUUGAAUAGCUGGAGGGUGAGUAGUCACAUAGUAAGGUAUGACACUAGCCCUCCAGCUAUUCAAAAACAGCACUGACACUCGAGAGAAGCUCCUUGUCGAGCAACUGUUCAAUUGAAAUACCUAUUGUUCCAACAUAAUGGAAUUUCCAUCCAUAUUUAUGCGACCAGGACUCAUUCACAACACGUUCAAGUUAAUUUAUUACUUGAACUUCAGAAGUACUAGUCUUAAUAGACUUCACAUGCACAAAUUUGACGAAAGUAUCUCUCUUUUGUUCAUUCGCAAUUUGCCAAACCAAACAAAUGAUUUAUUACUCUAAUCAUUUCGAAUUCGAAUUCUAAACGUCAUUUUCGAUAUCUACCGUCGAAGUGGAAAACGGUCUUAAGCACUAUAUAUAUAUAUAUAUAUAUAUAUAUAUAUAUAUAUAUAUAUAUAUAUAUAUAUAUAUAUAUAUAUAUAUAUAUAUAUAUAUAGAAAACAACGCAUGCAUGCAUUUUUGUCUGUGUUGGUGUUAUAUGUACUCAGGUGAAUAUGUUUGUGCAUGAUGUUACUGAUGUUCCCACCACGUCUAGGCAUAUUUUUCAAGCUUGCCCGCUGUGGAUAUAUACACUCAGAGUAGCAUCACAAACAAGAACGCAUUGUUUGAACUGACAGAAUGUUAUAUACUACAUUUGCAAUAAAGAAAAUGGAUUCAAAUGCUAUGUAUUGAUUCAUGUGUAAUACAUUUAUAGAUCUUGACGAGUGUAUUGGUUCUAAUCCAUGUAGAGAUAAUUCUACAUGUAUUAAUACAGAGCCUGGCUAUCAAUGUCGUUGUGCAGCUGGAAAAGAAUAUGAUUAUCAAAACAACGUAUGCCUAGGUAAGAUGACAAUAAAACAAUUAGGUUUAUGUACUAUAUAAAGCAGGAUAGGACUACUUUAUCAGAUUUAAAAUACGAGGUAACUGUCGGGUGUUGUCGAUUUUCUAUAAAACACAGAAUGCACCAGAGUGCUUUAAAUAUAGCUUAAAAACGACCUAUCUUAUGAGUACAUUGACCAAGUCAUUUUGAAAUUUGAAAAUCAACGAUGGCGAUUAAGUAAAAGUGAAAAGUAAGUAAAAGUUUUUAUUUUAACUUCGUUUUUACUGAGUGUGCCUGGCUCAAAACAAAGAUGGAUGUGACUUAGAUUUCAAAUUUUGUGACUUUAAAUUUGUGGUGCUCAAUAAUAAUUUAAAUCGUUAUGCUUUGUCAGACAUCGAUGAAUGUGCUCGGAACUUAUUUUUUUGCCAUGUUUCUGCUGGAUGUGAAACACGUGGCUCAUACAACUGUACGUGUAAUAACGGAUACAGCGGAGAUGGUAUAACCUGUGAUGGUAAGUUGAAAUAAAUUGAUUAUAUAUUCAACAAUUUACUAAGUGUUAACGUGCGAUCACUCGAUGAACGAAUAGCAAGAACAUAUAAUGUAAUAGUACACCAAGCACGACAGAUCUUAGUAAGCAAGACAGUUCUUUGGAGGGUAUAGCUCUGUUGGAGAGGAUGCAUGCCACGUUUAGAAGGCUGUAACCACGAACUCAGUCAAUUAGGCUGUCGAGUAGGUACUCAAGCUACCGACCAACGACUAUCCCGGCUUGGCAAAUCCCAAAGAUGCCGAAAAAUCACCUCUCCAAAGACAGAACUAUUGUCACACAAAGUGGAAUCCGGAAUACAAAAACACACACAUAAAAACACACACUCAAAGACUUACCCAAUGGACAGAAUAUACAAGACCAAACAAAAAUAAUACUCGCUGACAAGGCUAAAGAACAAUACCAGACUGUAGCUGAAAAGAAUGAAAAGCUCAGCGUACGCGACUACAAAAAAAGCAGGGUAGUGUUAAAACCAAUUUGAGCAACAAUAGGAAUAAUCAUCCAGAAUAGCUGGAGGUAUGCCCGCGAGCGGACGCGGCAGGUAAACACAACGAAAAAAUAUCAAACAAGACAACAAUUGGCGUAAACGACAGUGCACUCCCUCACGUGACGUAACAACAACAAAAAAUAUCGAUAACACUACGAUAACAAAUAAGGCGACGGCACACAAUAAACUACCGAGGGAUGCGUCUGGAUUGUCGGCCAAAAACAGCAAUACAUGCAUGACAAUACACCAAAUAACGAUACAGGCACCUCUGGUCAGCAGCGACCAGGAAACGCUGAUGCAACCCACGCGUCUGGAUUGUCGACCAAAAACAACAAUACAUGACAAUACACCAAAUAACGAAACAGGCACCUCUGGUCAGCAGCGACCAGGAAACGCUGAUGCAACCCACACCUCCGCAGGUUUGCAAAAACUGAAAGCAGAGCAAGUAAGCAGCCCAUCCCCCCCCCCCCCCCCAAAGAAAAAACAAGUGCGGACAAAGGGGAUUGGGUGGGUGGGCACGUUGCGAACGUGAAAGUCGGCAAGCAAUGAGCUAUACCUGUGAGCUCCCCGGCUUAAAUAAACUUGGUAAGCCUGCAAUAACUAAUAUGAAUAUAUAAUUAAUAUCUAUGCAUAAACAACACGCACACAUUCGUUCUCGAAGUUAAUUAUUUUUAUUGCAUAAAAUCAUAUAUCCACGUUAAGACAAACCGUAUGAGCGAUCCUAAAUCUUAUACGUAUAAUGAAACUUUUAUUGAUCCAAAUAAAAAUGGUUGAUGUGAAAAGCACUUACCGGAGGUGGUACGGUAUUAAACCGCCCUGUAAGUAAAGUUUGUGGUUUUUCUUCUGUACUUCGAGUGUUUUUCUCUUUAGUGGUUUUCCUCCUUCACCAAAAGCUAACCCUAAUUACGCCUUUAUUUUUACGCAACUUUAUCACGAUGCUGAGGUGACAACCAAACCCUAUGUAAUUGACAUCAAACAAAUAAACACUUAAUAUAAACCCAAAUAUUAUGUUUACAAUAGUUUUAAGAUACGAUUUCUUAUUAGACAUUGAUGAAUGCUCGACUGCACCUGAGAAAUGUGACCGAAAUGCAGACUGCAACAAUACUGUCGGAUCCUUUACUUGUACAUGUCGUGACGGUUACUCUGGUGAUGGCAUUGUCAACUGUCGUGGUAAGUAUUUUGCUAUAUUAUAUUCAACUAUCAGGGAGGUAUGCUAGCUCUUUCAACAUUUACCACAGCAAUGCCAACCAGUCACAAUUAUCCAACCAUAGGAAUGUCCUAUUUUCUGUCCAUUGUUUUGAAAAUAUCAAUGUUUUGUGUACCAUCCAGUCACUCAUUGUUUUUACAUUCUUAAUUAUGACGUGAUGCGAAAAACUGUUGAAGAUGCUGUAAAAUCCGUUCUGCGCAGGCCUACAUUCCAAUGGUCGGGACCCGACCAUUGGAAUGUUAUUAAUAUUUCGCACCUUCCGAACAUUCUUGAAUUGAAUCUGUAGUCUGUAUUCAUUUACAAGCAUAGCGAAAUAGAAGAGUGUUAAAAAUUCAGUAUACUAUAUAUCUAAUCAUAUUUUACAACUGUAGCACUGAGUUCAAAAUGUAAACAAAGCGUUUGUUUACAUUACGGACUUUACAGUAUCUUUAAGCUUAAGGUGCAAACGAGAGUUGACUUGUAACUCUACCUCACGUCUGAUCACCAACUCUCUGGUUUUUGCUGCGCGUGGUAAUUUAUCCAAUCAACUCAAUCUCUUCAACUCUCGUGCAGUUCUUCAUGUCGUUUGACCGGGACAUGAGUGUAGAGAAAACUUUCAUACAAAACGCCUCGCUUGCCAACUCUCGUCCUAGUUUGCCGGGGUCUUAAGGCCCUGUCACACUAUUGCGUAUCGUACUAGCGUAUGCCAGCGUAUGAAAAAUAUCACUCAUACUGUACGCCGGUAUACGCUGACAUACGCUAGGGGUACGUUAAGCAUAGGUUGUAUACGUUUCAAGCACGGUCGCAUACGGUGGCAUACGCUGGCAUACGGCGAGGUAGAAAAAUUUUUUUAAGCAUGUUCAAAAAUUUUGUGCGUAUCGGACGUAUGCUUUAUACGAUAAGCAUACUCUAGGCACACGCUGAAUACGCUAGAGGUACGCCAGAUGUACGGUACUCAUACGCUGGCAUUUCAAAGGAUUUUUGUGCGUAUGGAAAUUAUUUCAUUAAUUUUCAUACGCUUCUCAUAUGUUUCUCUCAUACGCAAUUGUGUGACAAGGCCUUAACAUUCGAUAUAUAUGGAAAUGUAUAUAUAAGCAAAGAGCUGAUGUGAAAAAGAUCGGUGGAUUAUUGGUGGUUGUGUUCUAGCAAUAAUAUAGAGAAUAAUACAUGGGUGCUUGGAAAUACCAGAUUUAUUUCGAGUGUUGAAAGUAUGUUGAACAAUUGUAUUGUUUUGUGUAUAAGAAAUGUUAGAGUAAUAAUGUAAAUAACGUCCAUGUUUUCUUUACAGAUGUGAACGAAUGCGCAGGAAACCCUUGCACAACUGGAAUGAAGUGUACCAACACACUGGGAUCCUAUAUCUGUUAUCAAUGUAUUGCAAAUACUAACCUUGUGAAUGGAGACUGCAUUGGUAAGAAAAAACAACAUAUUUCCUAUUUUAAAGAUUGUUUAUGCUGAACUCCAUGCAUGUUAUACCAAGUUAAACGAAGUGACCUAUAGUAGGUCAGAUUCACUGAUUCUCGUGUGUAUAUGAGGACCUGAAUCUAAGCCGUGUUCGUGUGAGCGUAACAUUAUGGAAGAUUUCUCAUAGCUGUUUAGGGCAAUGAAGUUUUCCACUUCCACUAUAUUUCAAUUCAAUUGAAUCGCGAAUAACUUCUAUCCUUUAGACGUGAAUGAAUGUGAUGGUAACCACAGCUGUCCAAUGGGAUCAGUAUGCAGUAAUAGAUACGGAUCGUUUAGAUGUAACUGCCCGGCUAAGCAAGCUGUAUACCUCGGCAUGUGUGUUGGUAAGUGAUUCAGUGUUAUCCUCCUGGUUCUCUUUUUUUUUACAUGUCUAAAUAUUUUCUCGGACACAAGCUUGAAGAUUUUAACUUUUGUUUUUUCACUUUGUUUUGUUGGGGGGUUUUCUCAUUGAAAAACAAACUACAUCAAUCGAUGAUAACAAUAUUUAUUUGAUGAUCACAAUAUUGAUUUUUAAUUAAAGUGCCUUAACCAAAACCAAAUUGAGUGAGCAAAUAUUAAUAUGUUCAGUUCAAAGAGACUGUAGCCCCCCUCUGUUAUUCGCCUUUUUCAACUUUAUCUGCCUGUCAAUCUAUCUAUCUACACAUGUUCGUUUAAUUUAUAUCCAUUUAUCGAUCUACCGUGUUUAAAUAUAGAGAUUUUAAUCAAUUAAUUCCAUCUAUUGAAGUGUAUAGAUGAUAUGGAAUAACGAGAAUUUCCUGCUGUUUUUCCUAGAUGUUUUGAUUUACAACGUUGAGCUCGACACUGAUGAAACAUACUUUUGGAUGUUUCUGAGCACUUCAAAUUU